AAGAGAUCUAUUCAUCUUCGCAUCUCACCACCAUCUCCGACUUCCGUUCCUGGCCUUGUUCUCCUGAGUUUCUGCGUCGCGUUUUAUCGAUCAUUACACUCUGUAGAAGAGACGAGCUUCUCAAGUUGAAGAGAAGAAGAUGGUGAAAGUAGCGACGUUCUUUGCAAUGACGUUGGGGGCCUUCGUAUUCUGGCAGUCAAUGGAUAAACUCCAUGUUUGGAUCGCUCUCCGUCAAGACGAAAAGAAAGAGAGAUUGGAAAGGGAAGCAGAGAUCAGAAGAGUUAGAGAAGAGCUACUGCAACAAGCGAAACAGAACGAUUCUCUUGCUUGACUCUUCUCUUUUCUUCACCUGUUGUCCUUCCGUUCUCUUUUUAUUUUCUUCUCGUUCUGUUGCUGCUAUCGGUAUUGAAUCGAUAAGUUUAGAUUGACAUUUUAUAAAUAUCGUUUGUCUGUCUGUUCUAGAACAAUGAUAAAUGAGUGGCCUAUAAAUGGUUGAUUACUCACUUCUACAUUUGUCAUGGUUAUCAAAUGGUAAACAACGCUCAUUUCAAUUUGGAGCUUUGCUUUUUGAAUAAUUGAAUUUGCAUCAUGAUUCAGUUUGUCAAAACUUGACUCAGUGUUGUGUUCUUACCUUGCUUUGCAAUGAGAAAUCGUUUGCUUC
Molecule: messenger RNA, 661 nt
Organism: Benincasa hispida (wax gourd)
Lineage: Eukaryota; Viridiplantae; Streptophyta; Magnoliopsida; Cucurbitales; Cucurbitaceae
Cellular component (GO): respiratory chain complex I
Source: RefSeq, a predicted model, not a curated record